UAUCGAUCGAUUUCAUUUGUGAGCAGUAGGUGGCGUUGCGAUCGCGCACAAUCUUGCUUACUUGAAACGAAUCGAUAAACAAAAACUGCUUUUCGUGGGCGUUGCCACACUUUGUUUGAGACUGAUAAUUCUGUGAAUUAAAUAGAUAAGCCCUCACGCGUUUCGUGACAUUGUACUCGUUAAAAAAUAGGGCUUCAGUGAUAAUUCACCUCGCAUCGUACCUGUAACUCGUAGUGUCUGCUUCCAUUGUUGUUCCCAUACCGAUUUUCUUAUUGAAUUCCUUUAUAAAAGUGUUUUACAUCACAAUUACAGUGCAUGUAUAAAUUAUUUGAUAGUUAAAGUGUGUUGUAAUUCAUAAUAUCCUUCAAUAACUCUGCGAUACUUGUGAAGUUUAAGUAUGGUGAUUCCUCGGUGAUUCAUGCAAGAUAAUUUUCUCAAACGGACCGUAACGUCGUCUGUGAUGUGAAAAUGUUCAAAAACAUUGUUCUGACUUUGUGCCUAAUUGUUUAUGUGCAGUGCCAAUCAAAUAAGGAUCUGUAUAAUGGUCAAUAUGGCGAAUACAAUAAGGAAUAUGACCCAAAUCGCGCUCAACGCCGGCCGAAUCCCGGGGACACAGAUUACAGAACUUACGUGUUCAAUAAUAGACGAUACGGGACUGAUCCGACACGGUACAAUCCAUACAACCCGAAUAUAAAUCAGCCGGGUGGGUUCCCAUACAACCCUCUGCCUUACAACCCACUGAAUCCCAAUCCCCUGGAUGAUCAAUACAAGUUUAAUACUAACCGUGACCCGAACAACCCUGAUGCAUUGUUCCCUGGUGUGCUCGGAGGAUGGAGAGAAGACCUGCAAGGUCGGGAGAGGCGAGACUCGCGGCAGCUCAAGAGAGAUAUAUUCGUCACUACCAACUUCGGACAAGUGCAAGGAUUUAAAGUAUAUUUAUAUGACAACCCAGAUCCCAAUUCGGGGUACAGACCUUGGUUGACACCUGUGGAGAGGAUACAGGGAGAAGUGUCGGUGUUCCUCGGUAUACCAUACGCCAGGCCACCUGUUCUGGAAGGCAGAUUUAAGCCGCCCCGUCAACAUCCCGGCUGGCAGCUAAUGCAAGCAGUGGACUGGGGCCCGGCCUGCCCCCAGCCAACCCGGUUCACCGGUGCCACCAAAGGCAUCCGAGACAUGGACGAAGACUGCCUCUACUUGAAUAUAUUCUCACCUAAUACUGAAACGGGGUCGACGGCUCAGAAGUACGCCGUGAUGGUCUACAUCCACGGAGGACAGUUCUCAUCGGGCGCUUCCAACCUAUUCCCUGGCCACAUGCUAGCCGCUUUCUAUGACGUCGUCGUCGUGUCCAUCAACUACAGACUGGGCGCUUUAGGUUUCCUCUCAACUGCCGAUGAGAACUCUCCAGGGAACUACGGGAUCCUCGACCAGGCGAUGGCGCUCCGUUGGAUCCACGACAACAUCGGAGCAUUUAAUGGGGACCGGGCGUCUAUUACGCUGUUUGGGCCGGGUGCCGGCGCCGCCUCUGCUGGGAUAUUGGCUGUGGCGCCGCAAACUAGGGAUUUGGUCACCAGGAUUAUAGCGCAGAGCGGGUCAGCGUUAGCAGACUGGGCGAUGAUCGAAGACAAGUUCCGCGUGCAGAACACGUCUCUGGUAUUUGGAAGGCUGUUGGGCUGUCCUAUUGACUCGUCNGACUCGUCGUGGAAGCUGGUCAACUGCCUCCGCCAAGGGAGGAGCUUCUAUGAGCUGGGAAAUGCUGAGUUUCAGCCGCAAGUAGGCUUCAUCCCCUGGGGUCCAGUCUUCGAGCGGAACUUCACGUUCCCCGGCGACGAGUGGUACGAGGGUUGGCGGCAGCGCGACUGGCGGCUCCUCGACACCAUGCCCGAACAGCUGCUACGCCUCCGCCAGUACAACCCUGCGCUACAGUAUAUGACUGGCGUCACCACGCAGGAAGCGGCCUACUUCAUCUACAACAACGAUUCCCUCGCGCCGUCGUACCAGAUCACCGAGAAUUGGUUCAAUCAGAAGGUGGCGGAGUUAGUACUCCGCUACAACUACACUUUGAAUCCUCGCGGCGUGUACGAGGCAGUCCGAUACAUGUACACGUAUCAUCCUGAACCGCACAACGUCAGCGCUAUACGCGACCAGUACAUACACCUCCUAUCCGACUUUCUCUACCGCGCGCCAACCGACAAAAUGGUCAAACUAUUGCUCGAACAAAACGUACCAGUCUACAUGUAUGUCCUAAACACCACAGUGGAGGCCUAUCGCUGGCCCGAAUGGCGUCAAUAUGCCCACGAUACAGAGCAUACCUUCUUAACUGGAGCCCCGUUUAUGGACCAAGAGUUCUUCCCGGUGAAGAUGAGAAUCGACAGGCAACAGUGGACGCCCAAUGAUAGGAACAUGAGCCACUUCUUUAUGAAGGCGUAUUCGGACUUCGCGAGAUUCGGCAACCCAACCCGCUCGCGAAUUCUCGGCGUUCACUUCGAGCUGGCCAAGGCGGGUCAGCUGCGCUACCUCAACCUCAACACCACCUUCAACUCCAGCAUCCAGCUCAACUACCGCCAGACCGAGCUCGCCUUCUGGACCGUGUACCUGCCCACUGUCAUCGGCAGGCUGGUGCCUACUUACCCGCCCAUCACUGAGUUCUGGUGGGAGCCAAAGCAACCGCUGCAGAUAGCAUUCUGGUCGGUGUCGAGUUUCUGCCUCAUCCUCAUCGUACUUCUAGUCGUUUGCUGUAUGCUGUGGAGAAACGCCAAAAGGGCUGCGCCUCCGAAAUGGAAAAUGGUUCCAGCUGCGGAAACGGAUCGAUACUACAGCGACGACAUAUUUAUGGUGCCCGAGAGUGAAAAUGUCGGAAUCGAGAACAACUCGCGUUCCCGAGACAACAUCUACGAGUAUCGGGAUGUGCCUGUGAAGCGCCCGCCCACUCCGCAAACUAUAAGCAGAGCGGCGAGCCAGGCCCAAACGCUGCAAUCGCGGCCGGAUUCCCAAGCCUCCACGGGCUCGGCGCUGUCGCUGAAGGAAAGCGUGGUGUCCCGCGCGCCGGAGCCUCUGCCCAGGGCGCGAUCCCGCACGCAAAUGGUCGCAGGCGUCCCGCAAACCACUGUAUGAAUACUGCAUGGGUCUUACUAACAUUUCGGAGUAUACAAUGAGGGCUAUCGUUUUUAUACUUAACAGUUGGCACCCCUGGCGAUUGACAGGACCUUACUCUACAGUGG
This is a messenger RNA of Ostrinia furnacalis (Asian corn borer), 3218 nucleotides long. It is a transcript of the gene Gli, whose product is annotated as carboxyl ester lipase-like protein Gli. Bases 469 to 3111 code for a protein of 880 amino acids. Lineage: Eukaryota; Metazoa; Arthropoda; Insecta; Lepidoptera; Crambidae. The record is from RefSeq and is a predicted model, not a curated record. The transcript has 15 exons.